AUGUGUUCUUCUACAGCUCAUAUUGCUCACUCCUCUGACAAGUCCACCUCGACCACCAAGCGCGACCCAGGUCCCACGACUCCAUCUGCAAUCCCCCUUCCGCCUUCCCCGCCGCAGGACACCACCACCAAAGGCGGCGAUUCUACUCCCGCCACCCCCGCCAUCGCUAUCCCUCAGUCCGCCUCCGCCUCCGCCUCCAAGCUUAAAGCAUCCUUCCCCGCAGGUUGGCCUCACAGCAACACCAACCUCAACACUGCUGCCCCUGCCAAAACGGGUUUCAGUGUCCCAGUCGGCCGCCCUAAGACCCCUCGAAGCCGCAAUCGCCGGGGCCUCACUAUCAGCACGCCGCUACCAAAUCCGUUCCUGAAUGUCAGGGCUAGCGAGUCGCCGGAGAAGAAUAGGCCCCUGAGUUCGAAGAUGACAACGCCGGCUGAGUCCCCCACCACGCCAAACUCGAGGAUGAUCUUCAAGAUGGACGAUGAGGAGAAGUAA
This is a messenger RNA of Paraphaeosphaeria sporulosa, 492 nucleotides long. RefSeq lists its product as uncharacterized. The transcript has a single exon. Bases 1 to 492 code for a protein of 163 amino acids. The record is from RefSeq and is a predicted model, not a curated record. Lineage: Eukaryota; Fungi; Ascomycota; Dothideomycetes; Pleosporales; Didymosphaeriaceae.